This is a messenger RNA of Fusarium keratoplasticum, 471 nucleotides long. RefSeq lists its product as uncharacterized. Lineage: Eukaryota; Fungi; Ascomycota; Sordariomycetes; Hypocreales; Nectriaceae. The coding region runs from base 1 to 471 and encodes 156 amino acids. The transcript has a single exon. The record is from RefSeq and is a predicted model, not a curated record.
AUGGCUAUUCUAUCGUACAUCUACUCGUGGGUGAAGCCGCGCCAGAGUCGGCAGGACGACCAGUCCAGGACAUUCACCUUUAUCGGAAAGAAGAAGCGCACAAAGUCGGACCUCGAAAAGGUCGAGGAGGAGGAUCACCAACGCCAGAUCAUGAUUCGCAAGUCAUUACAGAGCCGCGCCUCGUCGCGCGCCACCGACAGGGUGGAGUUCGACGACGGCGAUACCGAAGAGGAGGAGCGCAACCCAGGCCUCAAGAGCGACUGGAAAGCCUACGAGGCCGAUAUCCAGCGCAACAGGUCGAAGCUGAUGCGAAUCCAUCCCGGAGUUGAUCGCUCACGAGCCCGCGCCGGCUCCUCGUCGAAGCGACCUCAACCCUACCCUUCCCCUUCAAGCUCAGCAAACCCCCAAUCGCCGACGUUAUCGAUUACACCUGAAAGCCCAGCGUCACCGGGGAUCGGAAGAGCAUUUUAA